AUGACGGACAGCGAUGCAAGGACGCAGCGAAUACGGGUUAUGCGUAAACCAGUCACCAAUACGGACAGAUCGAUAGACAGACAGUCGACAGAGAAAACGGGACCGAAUGAUGGAGAAGUGGAGAUAGGUGAUGAUGAGGAUGGAGAAGUAGCCAGGGGAGGUAAAGAGGUACCUGUAGAGCUGGGUGAGGAAGAGGAAGAAGAUGGAGGAAGAAGAUGGAGGAGAGAAGAGGAAGAAUUAUUGGCAAGUUUAGGCGCAAAUUGGCCGGUCAGCAAGAACGAUCAGUUCAUUAAUCAAUUGAUUGAUUGA
This is a messenger RNA of Orbilia oligospora ATCC 24927, 309 nucleotides long. RefSeq lists its product as uncharacterized. The coding region runs from base 1 to 309 and encodes 102 amino acids. NCBI's taxonomy places the organism in Eukaryota, Fungi, Ascomycota, Orbiliomycetes, Orbiliales, Orbiliaceae. The transcript has a single exon. The record is from RefSeq and is a predicted model, not a curated record.